Messenger RNA from Lichtheimia ornata, 1359 nucleotides. RefSeq lists its product as uncharacterized. NCBI's taxonomy places the organism in Eukaryota, Fungi, Mucoromycota, Mucoromycetes, Mucorales, Lichtheimiaceae. The coding region runs from base 1 to 1359 and encodes 452 amino acids. Gene Ontology annotation, molecular function: phosphatidate cytidylyltransferase activity. The record is from RefSeq and is a predicted model, not a curated record. The transcript has 8 exons. Gene Ontology annotation, cellular component: endoplasmic reticulum membrane.
AUGGGAAAUAAACGAAAAGCAUCUGCACUUCAGCAGCAACCUCGGUCAACAACAACCACAGCAGCGGCCAAUAAUGACUUGCUUUCCAAGAAGGAGGAACAAAAAUCACAAGAGGUCCUGUUAGCCGAUCAACCCUCCAGCAAAAAAUGGCGCAAUUGGUGGAUACGCACGGUCACUACAUUUAUGAUGAUUGGUGCCUUUUUUACUAUUCUCGCUUCAGGCCAUUUGUGGGUGAUUCUUAUGACAAUGACGAUUCAAACCGUGGUAUUUGGUGAAGUCAUCUUGAUCGCUCAAGGUCCAGCCAAAGAAAGACAAAUGCGUUGGUACAAGACUAUCAGUUGGUACUUUUUUGUCACCGCCAUGUAUUAUCUGCAUGGAGAAUCCAUCAUUUACUACUUUCAACAAAUCAUCCUUGUCGAUGCCUUCUUAUUGCCUUUUGCAACCCAUCAUCGCUUCAUCAGCUUUAUGCUUUACGUCAUUGGCUUUGUUUUCUUUGUGGGAAAUCUACGAAAGGGUCUUUACAAGCGCCAAUUCGCACAAUUUGGAUGGACACACAUGGCCCUUAUUCUCAUUGUUGUUCAAAGCCAUUUUAUUGUAAACAACAUCCUCGAGGGGUUGAUCUGGUUUGUACUACCCGUGUCAUUGGUCAUUUGCAACGACAUCUUUGCCUACGUGUGCGGUUUCUUUUGGGGCAGAACACAACUCAUCCAACUUAGCCCAAAGAAAACAGUGGAAGGCUUUUUGGGAGCUUGGCUAUGCACCAUGGUGUUUGGAUUUGCUUGGGUGACCUUGCUUAUGCAGUUUGACUAUAUGGUGUGCCCGGUCAAGGAUUUGGGAACAACUGCAUGGACUGCUGGCGUUUGUGAACACAAGAACCCCGUUUUCACUGCCGUCGCAUAUGAUGUACCUGCAGUAUUGUCUGAUAUUGCUGCUUCCUUGAAUGUAACCAAGAUUUAUAUUGCACCAGUGCAAUUACAUACGUUGGUGAUGGCUUGUUUUGCUUCAUUGAUUGCGCCUUUUGGUGGCUUCUUUGCCAGCGGUCUCAAGCGUGCAUUCAAUAUCAAGGACUUCGGUCAAAGCAUUCCUGGUCACGGAGGCAUGACUGAUCGUAUGGAUUGUCAAUUCCUGAUGGGCUUGUUUGCAUCCAUUUAUUAUCAAAGUUUUAUCAAGAACCAUAUCCAUUCGGUUGGGGGAAUCUUAGCCACGAUCAUUGGAAGUCUUACUUUGAAUGAGCAAUUGGAGCUUCUUGAACGGCAACUCACCUUCUUUGUGAACCAGGGUGUGUUGGAUCCAAGCGUAUUAGAGAAAUGUGUGAGUAGCGCAUUGACUGAAAAUGCACGAGUCAUCUUGGGACAAUAA